Molecule: messenger RNA, 685 nt
Organism: Corylus avellana
Lineage: Eukaryota; Viridiplantae; Streptophyta; Magnoliopsida; Fagales; Betulaceae
Source: RefSeq, a predicted model, not a curated record
UUCAGUAAAGCCAGUGGGGGACGCUCACCACAAGCCGCCACUUCGAGCUACCACUAACCUCCAUCCGGCUACCCUCUUACCGGCUAGGACGCCGGAGUUUUAGAAAAUUAGCGUUACUUCAAAAUCUAAGACUUGAAAGGCAAACUACUGGUUACCAUGGGAACUGAAGAGGCAAAAGACCCGUUCAAAGGGGUUGACUGGAAAGCCGUUGGUAGUGACAUACAGAAGGAUCCUGGUGCUAAACCAGUUAUAAAGAAGCGGCUGCCAAAAAAGAUCAGACAGAUUCCAGAAUGCUAUUUCCUUCCUCGAAGGUCCCUACCAUCUGCCAUUGCCUUCUAUGGAGCAUGUAUUGCGGGUGGAGUUGGUGCCGGUAUGCUGUUGGAGAUCUGGAUAAACAAGAAAGUCAAAGAGGAUGGAGGCGUCAUAUGGGAGUUCGACAAGUAGAGCCUGGAUAGCAUUCCAAGAGUCCCCUCUAGACCAUCUUUUCUUUUUAAUUUCUUCUACUUUUGUAGGGUUACUUAAUGAUACGACGGCUGUAAAGAAAGCUGAGUGUGGUUUUAGUGCUAAAGAGUUGGUCUGAGCAUUUAUAUUUUACACACUUUCUAUCUCCUAAGUUUGUCCAUUUAUUCACCUUGAAGCUUGAUUGAAAUUUGGAAAAUUGAAUUACAGGUUUUCCUUGAUUGUU